Molecule: messenger RNA, 645 nt
Organism: Oreochromis niloticus (Nile tilapia)
Lineage: Eukaryota; Metazoa; Chordata; Actinopteri; Cichliformes; Cichlidae
Exons: 3
Coding region: 40-645 (201 amino acids)
Source: RefSeq, a predicted model, not a curated record
AAUCAUUUCUUGUUCGCAUUUCUGAGAACGCACAUCAGGAUGGCCUCCGUAUCACUGCCACGCAGGAAGAACCUCUCCGCGCAACAGGCUUUGGCCUUGCUUCAGGAAAUGGACGAAGCAGAUUCUGAUGGAGGAGAGGUUUCAUUUGUCCAGCAGGCCACUGAUACCUCCUCAGAAGAAUCUGAAAAGGAGACGGAACAAGAACCCAACAUGCCUCCAUGGAAGAGGCCCCGUUGUACUGGGAAGCCCAGCCAGAGCCACACAGCAAAAGACGGCACUGUGUGGGUUGAGGAGGACAUUGGAAUGCCCAGUGCAGAAGCAAAUCGUUCGUGCUUCACUGCGCAAGCUGGACCCACAGAGUCUGCUAAGCGUAAGAUUACAAGUGUGCUCCAAAGCUUCCUUUGCCUGUUAGACGUGGGAAUGCUGCAGACCAUCAGAGAGUGCACGGUACAUCAAGCCCGCAGGACAGAGCCGGACUGGAAUUUGUCAGCUCAUGAACUGAUGGCAUUCAUUUCAAUCCUGUUUAGUAACCAAGUAGUAGGGUGUGACGGACCUGUGUGCAACCAUGGGAAGGUGGACCCUCUUGGUUACCUUGACUACGACGCUCACCCUUACAGGACCCCAGCUGAUGCCAACAACAGCUGA